UAAAGGCAGAGGCGUGGUUUAUGUGAAUUUAUGGAGAAACCCUCUAACUGCAUAACAGAUGUGAUGGGGAGGGGGAGAGAGAUUAGUGGUGCUUUAAUGAUUUGAAAGCACUUGAGCUUAAAGCUGAUGGGGAGGGGGUUAAACCACCAGUACCAUACUUAUCACAAUAUACACACAUCAGCAUGUCUGGCUGAGGGCUGCUGGGAAAACAAACCGGCAUCGUCUUAAUGUUAAUUUAGUAAGGUAUUUCCCCACCCAAGAUAUCCGGAGGUAUUCAUUUAUCAGGCUGUGCAUUGGAUUCUUGACACAGAGUUGGCAUGAGGUUUGUGGACAUGGGUGUCCGUGUUCGGCGGACUGCUGAACCAGCAGAACCUGAACCACAACCAAAACCAGAACAUAAGCACCAUCCUGCUCAUCCAACUCAUCACAACUAUGAACACAUGAAGAACAAGUUCAUGAAUGAGCUGGAACAUCUUCCAUUGCCGAUGUGGGCUGUAGGAGCCAUCGUGGUCGUGGUUCUCGCCCUUGUGGCUUGCUUUACAUUUUGCAUGUUCAAGAAAUGCUUUGGCAAGAAGAAGAAAUCCAAGAAGGCUCGAGAGAGGAAGAGAGCAGGACGGAGAAAAAAAGAAGGGACUGAAGGAGAGGGUGAAGGAGAACAAAAGGAAGAAGGAGAAAAAAAGGAGGGAGACGUGCAAAAAGAAGAGCAAGAAAACCUUGGAAAACUGGAAUUCUCUUUGGAUUACACCUUCACUGAUGCUCAGCUGAUAGUUGGAGUUCUUCAGGCUCAAGAUCUUCCCGCUAUGGAUAUAGGCGGUACAUCCGACCCAUAUGUGAAAGUUUACUUGCUUCCAGACAAGAAGAAGAAGUUUGAAACCAAAGUCCAGCGCAAAAAUCUGUGCCCUGUGUUUAAUGAGACCUUCAUCUUCAAGAUUCCCUAUGCUGAAUUGGGUGGUAAAACUCUGGUGCUUCAGGUGUUUGAUUUUGAUCGGUUUGGUAAACAUGAUGUGAUCGGCCAGAUAACGAUUCCCAUGAGCUGUGUGGAUCUCGGACAACCGCUGCAUGAAUGGAGGGAUCUCGAAAGUGGAGAAAAGGAGGAGGAGAAACUUGGAGACAUUUGUAUUUCUCUGCGUUAUGUGCCCACUGCUGGCAAACUCACCGUCAACAUAAUGGAGGCCAAAAAUCUAAAAAAAAUGGAUGUUGGUGGUUUAUCAGAUCCGUAUGUGAAGAUUGUGUUACAGCAUAACGGAAAGCGUCUGAAGAAGAAGAAAACUACUGUUAAAAAGAACACACUGAACCCAUACUUUAAUGAGAGCUUCAGCUUUGAGGUCCCAUUUGAACAGAUUCAGAAAGUCCAGCUCCUCAUUACUGUGUAUGACUACGACAAGCUGGGAAGCAACGACCC
Messenger RNA from Sinocyclocheilus grahami, 1402 nucleotides. RefSeq names its product synaptotagmin-2-like. The annotation marks the transcript as partial. The transcript is spliced from 9 exons. Gene Ontology annotation, biological process: synaptic vesicle endocytosis; calcium ion-regulated exocytosis of neurotransmitter. Gene Ontology annotation, cellular component: plasma membrane; exocytic vesicle; axon. NCBI's taxonomy places the organism in Eukaryota, Metazoa, Chordata, Actinopteri, Cypriniformes, Cyprinidae. The record is from RefSeq and is a predicted model, not a curated record. Gene Ontology annotation, molecular function: SNARE binding; clathrin binding; calcium ion binding.